UAAGCUCGGAAAAAACACUCCGCGAGCACAGUAGUAUCGACAAUGGCAGAGGAGGGGCACGAUAGGGCGAAGAAACGAGUGGCAGGUGGUGAUGAUUUAGAGUCCCGAAUUAAGGCCGCCGUGCGCUCUCGCAUAGCCUACUUCAAGGAACAAGCCGAUUCGCUGACCCUUGAGGGGGUCCGGAGAUUGUUAGAGAAGGAUAUGGGAUUGGACACUCGUGAAUUGGAUUCGCACAAGGGAUUCAUCAGGCAAUCUCUAGAUGAGUGUUUGGCUGGUGGUAUCGAUGAGAAUGACUCCAAGGGCACUGCAGUAACUGCCAAAAAAUCAGCUAAAGAAGAAACAGCGGAAUCUCCUGGUGGAAUUAAGGGAAGUAAAGAUAAAAAGGAACCUUUCUCUGAAGAGGAGGAGAAAAUGGAAGACUCACCUGUGAUGGGGCUCCUGACUGGCAGUAAAACAGAGAAGGAAAAAAGAGAGGAAACUGAAGUCAUUGAUAAUAAAGAAGGUCCAAAUGAGAGCACGAUUAAGAUUGCCAUUAGAGAAAGAGUUUCUUAUGUCAAAGCUAACUCAGACAAAGUUACGAUGGCCGGAUUUCGUAGACUUCUGGAGGAAGAUCUUAAACUUGAAAAAAAUGCUCUCUAUCCUUAUAAGAAGCUUAUAACAGAGCAGUUAGAUGAGGCAUUAAACUCUUAUGAAGAUUCUGGACCUGCCGAUGAGCUUAAAAAGAAAAAUAUCAAGAAUAAUUCUCAAAGGAAAGUGUCUAAAAAGGGUAGGAGUGAAGAAAGUUCUGAUUCUUUAGCUAGUGAGAAUAACGAGGAAGACGAAGACGAAGUAAAACCAAAAAGAAAAAUUGCUACAAAAGCGAAGAUGCAUAACUCGGAAGGGGCUAAAAAACGGAAAAGACCUGAAAGGGAAGUCAAAGAAUCUGGAAAGAAGCGGGUCAAGUCUGAGGACAAUAGUGAUGCAGAAGAGAGUGGAGCCUCUGUAGAUAGUCUCUCUCAGUCAUCUGCUGAGAAACCUACACAGAGAAAAGACCUUUCGACUCCAGUGUAUGGUAAACGUGUGGAGCAUUUAAAAACAGUUAUCAAAUCGUGUGGAAUGAGCAUACCUCCAGCAGUUUACAAGAAAGUCAAGCAGGUUCCUGAGAACAAACGUGAGGCUCAGUUGAUAAAGGAACUCGAGGAGAUACUUGCUAGAGAAGGAUUGUCCUCAAAUCCUUCUGAGAAAGAAAUCAAGGAAGUCAAAAAGAGAAAGGACAGAGCAAAAGAGCUUGAAGGCAUUGACAUGAACAACAUUGUAUCAAGUUCACGCAGACGGUCAAACACCACUUUUGUUGCUCCUCCAAAGCCCCCACCUGUAGUAACCGGUGGGGAUGAGUCUGAAGAUACUGACAGCAAUGACGAUGAAGAUGACGACGAUAGUGAUGAUGAGGGUAAUGAUGAUGAGGAGGAAAAUGGUGGUGAUGAUGAAGAUGAUGAAGAGGUUGAGGAUGAGGAAGACGAUGACAGUGACUGAGUUAUUCUCCAGCUGCUGCACAAUGACGAUUUAUGGCAAGUGUGUGUACAAUCAAGAAUGUAAUAUGCAUCAUGUGCCCCUGUUCCUAUUUUCUUUUUUCCCAAUUUUUUUUAGAGCAGUAAAUCUUUCAUUGAAAUUUUACUCUCGGACUUGCCCUGUAGACUGUCAUUUAUAGCUAGUUCAGUGACCCAUAAAGAGGUGUUGCCCUGUAGACUCUGUAAUUUAUAGCUAGUUCAGUGACCCAUAAAGAGGGGUAUUGUCCUGAAAGUUGUAUUGAUUGUAGGCCGAAGUUUUGUACCAUGGUGCCUGUUUUAUUGGGUCAGAUAGUUAUCUGAAAGAACAAUUGUUGCACUC
Tripterygium wilfordii is the source of this 1866-nucleotide messenger RNA. RefSeq names its product glutamic acid-rich protein-like. Gene Ontology annotation, cellular component: nucleus. Bases 43 to 1512 code for a protein of 489 amino acids. The record is from RefSeq and is a predicted model, not a curated record. The transcript is spliced from 9 exons. NCBI's taxonomy places the organism in Eukaryota, Viridiplantae, Streptophyta, Magnoliopsida, Celastrales, Celastraceae.